UCAUGUGUGACCUGUGGGAAAGGUUUUAUUCGAAAACAGGAUGUAACUGAGCACAUGAGGAUUCAUACUGGUGAAAAGCCAUUUUCAUGUGUGACCUGUGGAAAAAGUUUUAGUCAUAAACCGACUUUAACUCAGCACAUGAUGAUUCACACAGGUGAAAAGCCGUUUUCAUGUGUGACCUGUGGAAAAAGUUUUAGGCAUAAAUCGGAUUUAACUCAGCACAUGAUGAUUCACACAGGUGAAAAGCCGUUUUCAUGUGUGACCUGUGGAGAAAAUUUUAGUUAUAAACCGACUUUAACUCGGCACAUGAUGAUUCACACAGGUGAAAAGCCGUUUUCAUGUGUGAACUGUGGAAAAAGUUUUAGGCAUAAAUCGGCUUUAACUCAGCACAUGAUGAUUCACACAGGUGAAAAGCCGUUUUCAUGUGUGACCUGUGGAGAAAAUUUUAGUUAUAAACCGACUUUAACUCGGCACAUGAUGAUUCACACUGGUGAAAAGCCGUUUUCAUGUGUGAACUGUGGAAAAGGUUUUUGUCAAAAACAGCUAUUAACGGAGCACAUGAUGAUUCACACAGGUGAAAAGCCGUUUUCAUGUGUGACCUGUGGAAAACGUUUUAGGCAUAAAUCGGCUAUAACUCAGCACAUGAUGAUUCACACAGGUGAAAAGCCGUUUUCAUGUGUGACCUGUGGAGAACGUUUUAGUCAUAAACCGACUUUAACUCGGCACAUGGUGAUUCACACAGGUGAAAAGCCGUUUUUAUGUGUGAAUUGUGGAAAAAGCUUUUGUCAAAAAACGCAUUUAACUCAGCACAUGAUGAUUCACACAGGUGAAAAGCCGUUUUCAUGUGUGACCUGUGGAAAAAGUUUUAGGCUUAAAUCGGCUUUAACUCAGCACAUGAUGAUUCACACAGGUGAAAAGCCGUUUUCAUGUGUGACCUGUGGAGAAUGUUUUAGUCAUAAACCGACUUUAACUCGUCACAUGAUUCUGCACACAGGUGAAAAGCCGUUUUCAUGUGUGACCUGUGGAGAAAGUUUUAGUCAUAAACCGACUUUAACUCGGCACAUGAUGAUUCACACAGGUGAAAAGCCGUUUACAUGUGUGAAUUGUGGAAAAAGCUUUUGUCAAAAAACACAUUUAACUCAGCACAUGAUGAUUCACACUGGUGAAAAGCCGUUUUCAUGUGUGACCUGUGGAAAAAGUUUCAGUGAAAAACGGAAUUUAAGUAACCACAUGAUGAUUCACACUGGUGAAAAGCCGUUUUCAUGUGUGACCUGUGGAAAAAGUUUCAGUGGAAAACAGAAUUUAAGUAAGCACAUGAUGAUUCACACUGGUGAAAAGCCGUUUUCAUGUGUGACCUGUGGAAAAAGUUUUAGGUAUAAAUCGGCUUUAACUCAGCACAUGAUGAUUCACACAGGUGAAAAGCCGUUUUCAUGUGUGACCUGUGGAAAAAGUUUUUGGCAUAAAUCGGCUUUAACUCAGCAUAUGAUGAUUCACACAGGUGAAAAGCCGUUUUCAUGUGUGACUUGUGGGAAAAGUUUUAAUCGAAAACGUAGUUUAACUGAGCACAUGAUGAAUCACACUGGUGAAAAGCCAUAUUUAUGUGUGACCUGUGGGAAAAGUUUUAUUCAAAAGCUGCAUUUAACUCGGCACAUGAUGAUUCACACUGGUGAAAAGCCAUUUUCAUGUGUGACCUGUGGAAAGAGUUUUCUUCAAAAACAUCAUUUAACUCGGCACAUCAUGAUUCACACGGGUGAAAAGCCGUUUUCAUGUGUGACCUGUGGAAAGAGUUUUUCUCAAAAAGAAGAAUUGAUUCGGCACAUGAUGAUUCACACAGGUGAAAAG
Molecule: messenger RNA, 1842 nt
Organism: Xiphophorus maculatus (southern platyfish)
Lineage: Eukaryota; Metazoa; Chordata; Actinopteri; Cyprinodontiformes; Poeciliidae
Product: gastrula zinc finger protein XlCGF57.1-like
Exons: 2
Source: RefSeq, a predicted model, not a curated record